AUGACGGCGGUGACUGCGUUGUUCAAACGCGUGAAGGAGACGAUAGCUGAGCGUAUAUUAGUGAAGUCGUGGCUGGACGACGAGACCAGGACGCAAGCGUUGCAGAAACUAAAUUCCUUACGAGGUCGAUUUCACGUGUCGCCUGAUUUCUACAAUGGCACCUUGCUGGCACAUGAGAUGGCCGAGGUCGUAAUUGACUCAGACGACUUUAUUGCCACUGUCCUGAGAAGGUUCCGUCAGAUGCGAAGCUUACAAGACCCAAGUCCGUUACGAAGAAACGCAAUAAUUAGAUGUCAUUACCCUUACUCCGUACACGCCUACUACGAAUCCUCCACAAACACCAUCGGAAUUCCAUUGGCAAUGAUGACAUCCUGGGCAUGGUCGUGGGACGGCGGACCGGCUUUUGCGGUGCACGCUACGCUAGGAUCGGUCAUCGCGCACGAGAUUCUCCAUGCCUUUGAUUUUCACCGUCGUAGACUGCCCAUGGAGCCGGACCGAGAUGUCGACGAGUUGCUUCGCGUCACGCCGAACUCCUGGAAGCGAUUGGAAACCAGGAUAGAAUGCGUCGCACGACUUUACGCCAGGAGUUUCUGGCGGAAGGUCCAGUCUUACGGGAACGACGUUGCCGUACAAUUCGAUUGGAACAUGACGAAAAACGAGAACGUCGCGGAUAUCGGUGCUCUGCAAAUUGCUCACAAGACCUGGUACACCUUGACGAACGGGAAGGACCGGAGCCUCCCCGGAUUAGAAGGACUCCGUCCAAGUCAGCUCUUCUUCAUAAGUGCCGCACAGGUACACUGUGUUAAUACGACUAUCGAGGCCUACGUUUUCUCGGUCGAGUCCGACUAUCAUUCUCCUCACCCUGAAAGAAUCAACAGUGUAAUGAUGAAUUCUCAAGCGUUCGUAGAGGCGUUUCGCUGUCCACUCGGAACAAAAAUGAACCCCCCGAAUAAAUGCACUGUCUGGUGAUCGUACGCAUUCAUCGAUAUACGAAUAUAUAAAUUGUGCGUGUAGCAGGCCGUCUAUACCUCGCUUAAUUUUAUUUCGCAGUUACAAUAUACGAUUGUAAAUAUAUUAUUUUAAGAUCGUAAUUCGCAAUGGGAAUUAAAGCUACAGGAGAAUGGGUAUUUGCCCCUUUACGCGAAAACUAAACUAAUACUUAAUCCAUUAAGAACCAUAAUUACAAAGAAUUUAAUCACAAUUUUUGUUCUCUUUAAGAAAGCUUUAAUACUAGAAUCAUUAAACAGAUAAUUCUUAUUAAUCUUACGCUUGAAAAAUCGCAUUUUCUUCUUGAAAGCUUGCCUUACAAAUUAGAUUUAAGAUAAAAGAAAUCAAAAGUGUUCUGGCGUUCAUUCAUUUUUUAAAUCUAUGACAAACAUAAAAAUAUA
Molecule: messenger RNA, 1388 nt
Organism: Temnothorax curvispinosus
Lineage: Eukaryota; Metazoa; Arthropoda; Insecta; Hymenoptera; Formicidae
Product: neprilysin-1-like
Exons: 8
Coding region: 1-969 (322 amino acids)
Biological process (GO): protein processing
Cellular component (GO): plasma membrane
Molecular function (GO): metalloendopeptidase activity
Source: RefSeq, a predicted model, not a curated record